UGGAUCUACAAUAACACUUGGCAUUUCAGAACAAAGCUCGGAACUGCCAUUUUCACCUAUUCCAGCCGAGGCUAGAAUUCGGAUAGGAAGGAAGAUGGAGCAUGAAACAAAUCUCCCUGGAGAUGCCGAAUAAGCUUCCCGGAUCGCUAACACUAGUGGUGACACGCGCCAGACAAAGGAACUGGCAUUCUAUAAAUGAGGCAGCAGGCAGGGAUCAGCAAUUGGCUGGAUUGUCAGGAGAGAGGAGCGCCUGCAUUUCGGAGCAGUCUGUGAGAGCAAAGUGCUCAGAGGGUCACAGCCUCACUUCUGCCGCAUGCAAACACUUCUGCAGCAUCCGCUUGCACCAUCUUUGGGAUAAGUUGUGCUGCCAGUCUUCAGAAUGACAAGGAAGAUCUUCACCAACAGCAGGGAGAGGUGGAGGCAGCAGAACGUCAACAGUGCAUUCGCUAAACUUAGAAAGCUGAUUCCCACCCACCCGCCAGACAAAAAACUCAGCAAAAAUGAGACCCUCCGUUUGGCCAUGAGGUACAUCAACUUCCUCGUCAAGGUGCUUGGGGAGCAAGGCCUGCAGCAGACAGGGAUGCCUCCGCGAGGAAGGAUACUUGGGCUUUUCCAGCAGAAUCCGAGUUUGGAAAGCAUGGAUGAACUGACUCUCAUGGAAGACUCUGAGGUCCCUUCUCCAAGCACAAGCAGCAACAUCCCAGAGUGCUGGUCGGAAACAUCUUCUCCGUGAUGAGCCACCAAGUUGGGUCGGUCGUCCUGGUGGUAGUCAUGUGAUAGUUCCCCCCUCCCCUUUGUAUAAGUCGUGGGUUGUUUGCCUAUGUACAAUAUUUAUUUAUUUAUUUAUUUGCUUUUUUCCUCAAGUGCAUUUUGUGUAAUUGCCCCCUCCCCCAAAGAUAGUCAUUUUCAGUAAUUAGAAGAAGAAUAUUCCAUUUCUGGAAGAUAAGUAGCAUUCCAAAGAUGCAACUUGCCUCCAUAUCUUUGAUGUCACAGCCAGGUAUCUUUAAUAUGUGUCACAUAUUCUUCAUCACAAGGAUAAAGAAAGUGUGGACUGGAUGCAUUCUCACAGAAGAUACCCAAAGCACCUACAAUCCCCUCCCAUUUGUUUUUCUCUCUCAAGUAUUUCCCCCUGAAAAUGCAUCAACAAAUGUAACUGUUUCACUUGCCUCCUCCACCCUGCACCUACCAAUGCUGAAAAAAUAAGCCAAAUUUGGCCCAAAUUGUAUUUGGAAAUGGCAUUGUGCUGCUUCCAAGUUGACCAAAUGUUGAGGUGUGGCCCAUGGUAGGGAUCACAAAAGUUUAAAUUUGUCUCUGGUCCUCUUUCUUUAUCAGGCUAAGAAGCUUGUGGCUAAGAAGCAAUAUAUUCUGUAUACUCAGGUAUACGUUUAGAAAUUUAGUAAAAACAUUACUCUCCAAAAACUGGGCUCAUUUAUCCACAUGUAGUGUUAUUAUUGUACUUUAACUCUUCUCAAAAAGGAACCAUCUUCUGUGAGUAGAACGGUGAAAGGCAAUCUAUCUCAGGAGAACCUAAAAGAAGCACCAGCAACCUCUACUUUCUCUGCCAUGGUGCCACUUCUAGCCUUUAUGAAUGCCUGGGCAUGGAAAGGGCAGUAGUGGUGGCCGGGGUGACUGAUUCCCUGUGGCACUGGUGAUUUCUCCUUAAAAUAAGCCUCAGCGUAUACAUGGUUCAUAUCAAAAUCUAUAAUUUUGGCCUCAAACCUGCUCUCAAGUUGUACAUUAAUUUGAUUUAUACAUGGGUAUAUAUGAGCCCCAGUGGCGAAGUGCAUUAAAGCACUGAGCUGGAGACCGAAAGGUCCCAGGUUCAAACCCUGGGAGCGGCGUGAGUGGCCGCUGUUAGCUCCAGCUCCUGCCAACCUAGCAGUUUGAAAACAUGCCAAUGUGAGUAGAUCAAUAGGUACUGCUCUGGCGGGAAGGUAACGGCGCUCCAUGCAGUGAUGCCGGCCACAUGACCUUGGAGGUGUCUACGGACAACGCCGGCUCUUCGGCUUAGAAAUGGAGAUGAGCACCAACCCCCAGAGUCGGUCAUGACUGGACUUAACGUCAGGGGAAACCUUUACCUUUACUAUAUAUGAGGCAUGGGCAAACUCCGACCCUCCAAGUCUUUUGGACUUCAACUACCACAAUUCCUAACAGCUGAUAAGCUGGCUGGGAUUUCUGAAAGUUGAAGUCCAAAACACUUGGAGGGCCGAAGUUUGCCCAUGCCUUGUAUAUAUGGUAACCUAUAGUCUCCAAUCAUACAAUUUUUGUGCUGGUCAGACCUUUCAUGUAGACCAGUGGUUCCCAACCUGUGGGUCCCCAGAUGUUUUGACCUUCAAUUCCCAAAAAUUCUAACAACUGGUAAACUGGCUGGGAUUUCUGGGAGUUGUAGGCCAAAAACACCUAGGGACCCACAGGUUGAGAACCACUGAUGUAGAUGAAUGGGUCCAUCUCUCCUGUAAUGUAUGGCAUCUUAAGUGAUCCCUCCUUUUCUGAUACAGAAGAAAAACAUACAUUAGAUCAUCUGCUCUAGAAAAUAUCUAUAGGAGUUAGGUCCUCAUAUCCCAUAUAUGAGGACCCAUGUAGUAAAAGAAAGGGCUGUGUACUUCUUCUAUUAGUAACCAGUCAUGUAUUAAUUGGACCAUGGGAGAAGGAGCCACAGUUUGUGGGUGGGAUGAACAACACAAAUAAAGAACCCUUUUAGGAGGCAGUAGGCAGCAAUGGAAAGUUUAUGUUCUGAAUGUGAGCAUCAGUCUAGAGCAGUCUAGAGCAUUUCUCAGUUCCUCGCGGCCCGGUGGCGAAGUGUGUUAAAGCACUGAGCUGCUGAACUUGCAGACCGAAAGGUCCCAGGUUCAAAUCCCGGGAGCGGAGUGAGCGCCCGCUGUUGCUCCAGCUUCUGCCAACCUAGCAGUUCGAAAACAUGCCAAUGUGAGUAGAUCAAUAGGUACCGCUCCGACGGGAAGGUAACGGCGCUCCAUGCAGUCAUGCCGGCAACAUGACCUUGGAGGUGUCUACGGACAACGCCGGCUCUUCGGCUUAGAAAUAGAGAUGAGCACCAACCCUCAGAGUCAUACAUGACUGGACUUAACGCCAGGGGAAACCUUUACCUUUACCUAAAACAUAGUUUUGAAACUAUUGACCUAAGGCAAGGGUGGGCAAUCUGUGUGCAACUUUCAUGGUCUCCUGCACUGUUUAGAGUUAGUGGAAUUGGUAAUCCAGUAGUAUGGAGGGGCAGAUUUUUACAUUUAAGGCAUUAAAUAUCAGUUGACGUCAGCAAGGGAUUAGCAUUUUAAAUCACUUAUUUCAUAUUUAAAAUAUGAAGGAAUUGAUCUUUGACUCCUCAAUCAGGAGAUUCAAUGUGAAAUAUAAAAAUACGUCUUUCAUAUUAUAUUACCAAUUUUUAAAGGAGCCUCCAGUGGCGCAAUGGGUUAAACCCUUUUGCCGGCAGGACUGCUGACCGAAAGGUCGGCGAUUCGAAUCCGGGGAGUGGGGUGAGCUCCUGUCAGCCAGCUCCAGCUUCCCAUGCAGGGAUAUGAGAGAAGCCUCCCACAGGAUGGUAAAACAUCAAACAUCCGGGUGUCUCCUGGGCAACAUCCUUGCAAACAGCCAAUUCUCUCACACCAGAAGCGACUUGCAAUUUCUCAAGUCACUCCUGACAUGAAAAAAAUGCCCAAUUUUAAAAAAUAUAUAUAUUGUUGACACUAACUCUGUGGCCUGGAUAUUUCCAGAUGUGUUAAUUAUUCAGUGUAUUUCCUUACCCCUCACCUUUCUUUCACCGGCUCCUAUAACUAUUAAAUUAUUAUUACCUGUGAUGUUGACAUUUGAUGUAUACCUCAUGUCAUUGUAAAGCUCUUUGCACCCUGCAAAGCGAUCUAGAGAAUCCUGACGAUAAAUGUGGUUGUAGUCAAGCAUUUUUGUUUCACCUGUCUAUCUGUGUGGGUGUAGAUAUAUAUAUACAUGUAUUUAUUUAUUUGCUCAGCUCUGGGGAAGAAUUUGUAGAUUAAAAGUUAAAAGCUUAUUGGGAGGAACAGCCUGAAUGGCGUCAUAACACCAUGUAUAUAGCUGAGCCUUUUGAAGAAGCUUUCAGCCUCAUUCCAUUGCAACGACACAGAGAUGUCGGACACUGUUAUGGAUACAAUGGGAUGUCCAUAACUUUAAUAUAGCAAAUACAAAUGAGCUACAUCGUAUACAUUUUCCAGGCUUAUACGUUGCUCUGCCAAGAUCCCAGGAAGUCCUCUGAGACUAGAAAUCUCACAAGACAUUGCAUAGGAUCCAGCCCAUGAACUGUGUUAGAUCUUGCUCCAAAGUCCUGCUUUGGCAUCACCAUCGGAAGACUCAAGGUCUACUCUUUCAAGACAGUAAAUAAGUAAUGGCAUCCAAGAAUCUUUUGGUCACCUGAAUGUUGAGAAAUCAUUGAGUCCUAUCAUACACAAGUUUUCGUGAACCUUAGAAGUAAGUCUCGUUGAAUUCACUGGAGUUUAGAUCUUAAAAUGUGUACCUAGGAAGUUAAAAUGGAAUUUUUGGGAAAUGAGCUAUGCCAUGAUUGAAAAAAAAAGUCACUGUAUUGUUAUAGCCAUGUAUAAAUAUGUGAGGGGAAGUCAUAAGGAGGAGGGAGCAGGCAUGUUUUCUGCUGCCCUGGAGACUAGGACAUAGGACAAUGGCUUCAAACCACAAGAAAGGAGAUUCCACCUGAACAUUAGAAAGAACUUCCUCACUGUGAGAGCUGUUCAGCAGUGGAACUCUCUGCCCCAGAGUGUGGCGGAGGCUUCUUCUUUGGAGGCUUUUGAACAGAGACUGGAUGGCCAUCUGUCAGGGGUGUUCUAAAUGUGAUUUUCCUGCUUCUUGGCAGCGGGUUGGACUGGACGGCCAUGAGGUCUCUUCCAUCUCUAUGAUUCCAUGAUUCUAUGAGAGAUGCCACAGUACUUUAGUCAUAUUUUGAUACUGUGAUUAUAAACUUUAUGUAUGAAAACAUUCCAUAAGAUUCUAAUAUCUUCAGUAAAAAAUUACUUAAGAUAUGAAGAAUUUCGAAGUACUUCUAAGCACUUGAUAAAUCUGCCCCUUGUACAACUUCACGAGUAUUUCUUUUUUCAAAAAUUAGGUACUAAAGUCACUACCCAUGUUAGUAUUAGGAUUAUAUGUUUUAUUAUUUGUUUCUUAUGGUUUAAAGCUAUUGCAAAUACACCAAACUGAUAAAAAUUGAUUGACUUUUCAAGCACAAUGCUGUUCUAAUGAAGAAAAAUGGGGCAGGUAUUUACUAUUUGCGUGGAGAAAGUAAUCCUUCAUUUAACAAUAUGUCUAAAAUAUCUUGCUAUAUUUGACAGGAAAAGGGGAAAAAUUAAUUGCAUCGAUUUACUGUUAAUGUACAACUUACAUUUUUAACUAGACUACUCUACCAAAGAUUUAUUUUGUCAGCACUUUUUUAUGUUUGUGAUUCCUCUCUAUAGCUAUGAACAAAUACUGUGUAACUGAUAUCUUUUCCUGUACACGAUAGUAUUUAAUGCUUAAUAUAUUAAGAAAUAAAUUAUUUAAAAAAACAA
This is a messenger RNA of Anolis carolinensis (green anole), 5534 nucleotides long. RefSeq names its product TAL bHLH transcription factor 2 (gene tal2). Gene Ontology annotation, biological process: regulation of transcription by RNA polymerase II. Bases 380 to 733 code for a protein of 117 amino acids. The transcript has 2 exons. Gene Ontology annotation, molecular function: RNA polymerase II cis-regulatory region sequence-specific DNA binding; protein dimerization activity; DNA-binding transcription factor activity, RNA polymerase II-specific. The record is from RefSeq and is a predicted model, not a curated record. NCBI's taxonomy places the organism in Eukaryota, Metazoa, Chordata, Lepidosauria, Squamata, Anolidae.